CUCUCGCGAUAACUCGAGGCGAAAGCCACCAGGCGAAGUCAACGAGAGGCGCUCGUGCAGUGCUGUCAGCAGCUAUGGGAGGAUAACGAGAUUUUUUUUCUUUCUUUUUUUUGUACACACUCACCACUGGAAAAAAAAAUGAGUUUGUGGCGUUUUGUUCUCUUAGCAAAGCCCCCCUUUCAAAUGGUCUUUCAUGUUGUUUUCUUCACAUCGGUAGCUUAAAGACUUCCAGCUGGCGAAUCGCAUCAGUUGGCCCGGAGGGUCCUCGUCACUCUCAGCUCCCUUCACGUCAGCUCUAGAAAAAAAAUGACCGGAGAGAAGAUUCGAUCCUUGCGGAAGGACCAAAGACCCAGUCAGGACGAUGACUUGCUGGAACCGGACGAAGAGGCAGCCACCGGGACGUUCACUGCCUCCAAGACAAACAACAAGAGCAGGGCGAGUCGAAUUUUCAGCAACCACAAGUUGGUCAAGUCGGCGUCCACGCAGCAACAACAACAGAAACAGAACCAACAUGUCAACGCCAACAAUACGCUGUCUUCGGCAGAUGUCGCUGACGAUAGCAACAAAAACCCCAUUAUCCGAGGGGGACAAGAUUUUCCGCUCCACGAAUGUGUGUUUAAAGGAGAUGUGCGACGCCUUUCGUCGUUGAUUCGGACCCAAAACAUUUCCCAAAAGGACGUCCAUGGAAACACACCAUUGCAUCUAGCUGUCAUGAUGGGGCACAAAGAAUGUGCUCAUCUGUUGCUGGCCCACAAUGCACCAGUGAAGGUGAAGAAUGCUCAGGGAUGGAGCCCCCUUGCAGAGGCUAUUAGUUAUGGAGACAGACAGAUGAUAACAGCACUGCUUAGAAAGCUGAAGCAACAGUCCAGGGAGAGUGUGGAGGACAAGAGGCCAAAGUUGUUAAAUGCACUAAAAGAGCUCGGAGACUUUUAUUUGGAGCUUCACUGGGACUUCCAAAGUUGGGUGCCUUUGCUCUCCAGAAUUCUACCUUCUGAUGCAUGUAAGAUCUACAAACAGGGACUCAACAUUAGACUGGACACCACCUUGAUAGACUUCACUGAUAUGAAGUGUCAGCGCGGUGACCUUAGUUUCAUUUUCAACGGCCACGCCAUCCCUUCGGAGUCCUUUGUGGUGCUGGACAAUGAGCAGAAAGUCUACCAGCGGAUACACCAUGAGGAGUCAGAGAUGGAGACAGAAGAGGAAGUAGACAUUCUGAUGAGCAGUGACGUGUACUCGGCCACACUCUCCACAAAGUUAAUCACCUUCUCCAGAGCACAAAGCGGUUGGGUCUUCAGAGAAGACAAAACGGAGCGUGUUGGAAACUUCCUUGCUGACUUUUACUCAGUGAACGGCUUGGUGCUGGAGUCCAGGAAGAGGCGGGAGCAUCUGAGCGAGGAGGACAUUUUGAGGAACAAAGCCAUUAUGGAGAGUCUGAGCAAAGGAGGGAACCUCAUUGAUCAAAACUUUGAGCCUGUGAGGAGACCAUCUCUAACUCCGCCUUCGCCCAACACCAUAUGUUGGGAAGAGUACAUCACUGCUGACAAUGGAAAACCUCCUCAACUGGGCAGAGAGUUGCUCUGCAAAGAGAGUAAGAAAAACUUCAAGGCCACCAUAGCCAUGAGUCAAGACUUCCCCCUGAGCAUUGACUCGUUGUUGAAUGUUCUGGAGGUGAUCGCACCCUUCAAGCACUUUAAUAAACUCAGGGAGUUUGUGCAGAUGAAGCUCCCUCCUGGCUUUCCUGUCAAACUCGACAUCCCAGUCUUUCCUACCAUCACAGCCACCGUGACGUUUCAGGAGUUUCGCUACGACAGCUUUGACGAAAGCAUUUUUACUAUCCCCAGCGAGUACAAAGAGGACCCCAGCCGCUUCCCGGAUCUCUAACCCACCCUUCAACGGGCUGGAGGGAAGGACGUUUAUUACGCUACAAAAACAUCAACUCUUCCAUGAUAACCUUGCGUUUCUUAACGGCUCCCUUACCUCAAAUACUGCAGGUAAAUGUCUCCACAGCCAGCUGGACAAAAGAAAGUAGCUGGGAUAUUGAAAGCCAUGUUUCCACCAAGUGGGAGAGGGAGCAUAUGGCUCAAUAGUUUGUGGCAACACUGUAGUACAACACAAUGUACAACUGUACUGUAUUUAACAGUGUCUUGCUCUUGCCAUAUGGAUGACAGGCUUUCUUUGUGAGGGGGAGUAAAAAGCACAAUUUUUGUUGUUCUUAGUCAAUCAAUCAGCAAGGUGCAUUGCAUUGCAUUUCGCUGCACACUUAAGGUACCACCCGACUGCGGCACAGUGUGUCGAAAAAUGAAUGGUACAGUGCUUGUCACUUUUUUAACCCCCUUCCCAUGUUUGACAAUGAAAACGUUUGCCAAACGGUACUACUUGGUGGAAACAGGCGUUGUUGCUUGUGAAAGUUUGUAAAUGGCGUGUGUGUUAAGCGAGGACUUGCGAAAAACUGAUUUUGACUAAGACAAGUGUCUGUGGUUCUGGCCUGCUGACUCACAGCAGUGGUAUGAUUCAGCGUUGUACAUAAGUGAAUACACGCGAAGUUAGCCUUGUAAGAAUUGGUCAUUUUUUAUGUAUUUAACAUUUAGGCAGUUCCCCAGGUGUACUCAUACUCAUUAAAAAUCAGUCACUGUACAGGGUGUUUCCCCAAAAUAUGACAUCAUUUCAGUGUAAUACUGUAUAUUAAACUCUUACUUUGCUUAUGUCAAAUUUUGAUGUGUAAAAACUAGUUUGUUAAACUUCAGUUUAGUGUUUUUUCUUUUUUAAGGGUGAAUAAUGACAUUUUGUGUUAGAUUAUGCCAGGGGGGGGGGGUCAAGCAACAGUGCAGUUAUAUUUUUGAAGAAAUUCAAUAAAAGUACACUAACUAGAAAGUAUAUUUGGACACAGCAUAGAAACAUGAAACCUAGUCAAUAUUUUUUGCCUGGGAAAUGCAGAUAUAUUUCAAAUGAUGUCAUUUUUAGAGGAACAUCGUGUAUGCAUUGUUUUUCAUCUGUUUUCAUGGAAUUCACCAGUUUUGUUUUGUUUUUUGGCACAUCCACUGCACUUUGUUUGUUUUCAGUUCUUAAAUGCACAACUUACAACCUUGAAAAUGGCAUUUCCAAUAUUCUUACUCUGAGACAAUGUUGUAGAUGUUGCAUUUUUUCCUGGUACUAUGGAUUCUUUUUUUUUUUUUUUUUUUUUGGAAGGGAGUCAUCUUUAACUCCAAAACUGGAAUUGUAUAAUGAGUGGGCAUUUUAGGGAAUGAACGAUCUUUUUUUUUAAAUCUCCAACAAAUAUGUUCUCUAAAUUCACCCCCCCCCCUCCCCUUUG
This is a messenger RNA of Syngnathoides biaculeatus (alligator pipefish), 3310 nucleotides long. Its product is annotated as ankyrin repeat domain-containing protein 13C-like. Gene Ontology annotation, molecular function: protein binding. Gene Ontology annotation, cellular component: cytoplasm. The record is from RefSeq and is a predicted model, not a curated record. Bases 307 to 1881 code for a protein of 524 amino acids. Lineage: Eukaryota; Metazoa; Chordata; Actinopteri; Syngnathiformes; Syngnathidae. The transcript has 13 exons.